Messenger RNA from Lichtheimia ornata, 1989 nucleotides. RefSeq lists its product as uncharacterized. The coding region runs from base 1 to 1989 and encodes 662 amino acids. Lineage: Eukaryota; Fungi; Mucoromycota; Mucoromycetes; Mucorales; Lichtheimiaceae. The transcript is spliced from 2 exons. Gene Ontology annotation, molecular function: protein binding. The record is from RefSeq and is a predicted model, not a curated record.
AUGCAAGACCUCUUUUGGGUGAAUCUCUCUCAACCGAUCACGCUCACAGCAACUCACCAACAAUGCGGCCCGAUUGUCACAGAAUCCACUACUCGAAUUCAAGAAUGCUUGACUCGUUUAACAACCUUGCUUGAAGAACGCUCAUUAGCACUCUUGAAAUGCGCCCAGUUUGACACAGCCUUACGCGAUGCUGAAGCGAUUUUGAAGCUCGACCCAACUCGUGCACUCGGCUACCUUUUGAAGGGACGAAUAUAUGCGUCUCAAGGGCGACAAAGGCGCGCCAUAUGGCAGUAUGACAAAGGUCUCAAUGUGGAUGAUGGAAAUCGGGAGCUAUGGCAACGGGUGGCGGAAGCGGAGACAUGGAACAAUAAGCGUGUCGAUUUCGUCAGCCGGUUGCCCCUGGAGAUCGUAUCCACCAACCUGGUUCCAUUGUUAAUGGGGGAUGAUGAUGCAACAUGGCAUGUGAAGAGACCUUGUCAUUAUCUACAUGUGUCGAAAACGUGGCGUAGGCGCUUCAUGCUUGGAAAUUUACAGUAUCGCGUUGAUGACACCAAAGAACCACACUACCCACGCCAGCUGAUGCAGUUAUCUCACCACGUGCAUUCAUUACAAAUCGACAAUUAUGGCAUGCAUCCAGACUUUGCGUUUUUAUCAAAUGAAGGCCACCUGCGUAAGAUCAGCGUCAAUGGGAUCUCCUCGGUCAACGAUACACAAUUCCUGGCAUGUUUGAUAGGCGUUCGUGAUUCCUUGAAAUAUCUAAAGAUUGAGUUGAGAGCAAGCUCAUGGUUGAAUAUGUACGACGUUUUACAAGUAUGUCCUGAUCUUGAACAUUUGACGCUUUGUGGUGCAUCGUGGGACAAAGACGAGCCGAUUUCAGCAUCCUAUCCCAGCCAACAGCAAUUCUUACGCCCUGCCCUUACGACCCUGGAAUUACGUAAUCUGCAGAUCCCCAUCACACAUGGUCAUGCUCUUUUACUCCUGGAACACUUCCCUUCGUUACGAUCGCUUGUAUUAUGUCCAUGCCAUGACUCUUCAUUUCUUCCUAUGGUUCAUUCGUAUUGUCCUUUUUUGCAACAUUUGGAAAUCAGCACAUUCCAAUACACAAGCACAUUCGCUUCCCAUGACAUGCGACGUUGUAUCGACGUGAAAAGUGAACAGCAAGACUGUCUACGAUCAUUGUACGUGCAGGAUGAAGAUGGGGAUCAAUUUGAUAUUGAACAUGUGAGGACAUUGAUGAUCAACAAUUGUGAAACGCUGGAAACGAUGAUGCUUUCGGUUGGUACGCAACAAGACGACUCGAUACCACCACCAGCCUUGCAAUUCCCACGCCUAAAGCGAUUGUAUUAUCAUCCCCUUGGCGAUGCAAUCCUACGUUGUUUUGGAUGGUGGGUGCUAUCUCACGCACCUGCAUUGGAAUCUUUGGAUAUCUAUUAUGACGCGCUCGAAACAUGCUCUUUACUGCUGGGUGCCUUUCGUGGUAUGCAACAAGUGAAAUCCCUUACGCUACGUACACAUGCAGGUGGUAUGGAGCAUUGGAUCCCUUGGAGAGACAUGAGUGCACAUGUCCAGCAGUUGAAUGUUGUCGUCCCACCCGUCAUCCUAAAGGCACCGGUAUUAUUGCAUGGAUUAGGCCAAUUGAAGCAUCUUACGGACUUGUCGCUUGGGAAGCGUAAUCAUGUUGUUGACGCUGGUGAUUUCUUGAAUUUGGCAACCCACUUGGUGACGAAUUGCCCUGAUCUACAUGCACUCGAUAUCAAAUUCAGCACCUCUGCCUUGUAUAAAGGAGUCAUUUUAUUCAGCACAUUUGAACAUCUGGAACGCCUUUCCUUACGCGCUGAUAAUCUUUCCAUCACGGGGAUCUUGUACUUUGGAGAAUACCAAAAGCUAAAGCAUCUCACUCUCUAUAACACAAGCCCAUCCAUGGAGGAUACAUUGAAUGAUUUGCAAGACUGUAGCCCAAAUUUGACCCUGUCACGUGCUUCUCUUUAA